Messenger RNA from Acanthoscelides obtectus, 435 nucleotides. The record is from the annotation of a GenBank genome assembly. NCBI's taxonomy places the organism in Eukaryota, Metazoa, Arthropoda, Insecta, Coleoptera, Chrysomelidae.
GGUGUCAUCAAGUCAUAACCUAUUUUUUCUGUUUUGGAAGCCCUAUCAAAAUUUUCAGUGGAAUUCACAAUGAUAAAGCGUACCAUAUUCUAUUUAUUGGUUGUAAACUACUUGUUGUUCGCGCAAGAGCCUCCGCCCAAUGGUACAUACAAUGUUCCCAGCAAUUGCAAGUUCCCAUUUGGCUAUGAGCAACAGAUAAAUGUUAACGAUCUAGAUAAUCAUACUAACAAAGUACACUGUGUCGAGGGUAAAGAUUUGAAUGCCCUGGAGGGUAAAUGCCCAUUGGAUCCUACAAACGGAUCUUUAAUGAAGUACAAUGUCACUUACCAAAUGUUUCUUGAAAUGUUGAAAUACUGUACCGUUUGUGUCGCUAGGUUGUUCUAUAUUUCCCACAAAAUUUUAGUCCAAAAACGAGGAAAGAUCGAUAAAACCUAG